CGAUCACGUGGCCCCCUAAGGUCUCGCGAGACUCUGCUCUGGCGUCUCUGGAAGAUUCUACGCCCAGAGCCUCGCGGUAGCGGUAAUCAUGCUGCCGCGAAAAGACAGCAAACUGAAGGCCAGUAAUUCAAAGGUAGUUCUGCAAAACACUGAGUCUGAGAAACAGCAACAGGAACAUGCUGUACCAUCAAUGAAAUAUGAGAACCAUGAAAAUAAAGAACAUAAUGAUGAUGCGAGCUCUCCUGAUGCAGGAAGGAAUGUUGAGAGCUCUUUCCAGGAUACUGUUGGUGAUGGAAACGUUCAUGAUAAACACAGUAGAUAUGAGCAUCUGCCCUCAUACCUCAAUGAUGAUGGAAAUACAGCAGUGAGGAAUGUCCACAGGGACUCUCAAAGGCGGUGCACUCCUUAUGAUGUGCGUCGCAACAAGAGGACAGUGCAAUGGCGCUAUGAUGACCAAAUCCAUAUUACUGUAUGGAGAGAGAAGAAAUCUCUAGAGAGACAAAAUAAUAAGGACACAAAGGAUGAAGCCACGGAUAUCUGGUUCAAGGUCAUGGUUCCAUAUGGGAAAAAUUAUGACAAGAAAUGGCUGAUGAAUUCAAUCCAGAGCCAUUGCGCUAUCCCCUUCACUCCGGUUGAUUUCCACUACGUCAAAAAUCAGGCCCGGUUCUUUGUCCAGGAUGCUAGCACUGCUGCUGCAUUGGCAGAAGUCAGCCACAAGAUUUGUGAUAAUGAGGACAAAAAGAUACCUAUUUUUGUCAGCCGCUCUGUUGUACCCUACUCUGUGCAGAAUAAGUUGCAGCCAGAACAAAUGGAGCAGCUAAAGCUGGCCCUGAGCAAGCGAUAUGAUGCUUUCCAGCGAUCUCUUGACCUCCAGAGACUCCGUUUUGACCGAGAUUUGGUAAGCCAUAAUAUUGACAUGAUACUGAAUCGGAGAAACUGCAUGGCUGCUACUCUGGAGGUCAUUCAAAGUGAUUUCUCUGAGCUGGUGUCUUUGAAUUUGAGCAGCAACAAACUCUACCAGCUGAAUGGCCUGUGUGACAUUGUUGAGAAGGCCCCCAAAGUCAAGAUCCUGAACCUCUCUGCAAACAAGCUGAGGACAGCAUGGGAAUUGGAGAAAGUGAAAGAGCUGGAUCUGGAAGAGCUGUGGCUGGAAGGGAACCCCUUGUGCAGAACCUUCCCUAGCCAUGCUGCCUACGUAAGUGCCAUCCGAGAUUGUUUCCCCAAGUUGUUACGCCUGGAUGGCAUAGUGUUACCCUUGCCAGUUGGCGUUGACACUAAUGAACUGCAGUUAGUAGAACCCUUCCCGGAACCCCCAAAAGAAACUGAAAUGCUGAAGAGUUUGAUCUUGCGCUUCCUGCAGGAGUAUUACUUCAUCUAUGACUAUGGAGAUCGCCGGAGUCUCCUUCGUACUUACCACGAGAAGGCCUGCUUCUCCCUGACCAUUCCUUUUGAUCCCAUGGACCCAGUCCCGAGUGGCUUAUGUGAGUAUUUCAAGGACAGCAGGAAUAUGAUGUAUCUCCAGGACCCCUACCUGCGAAGGCAGAUGCUGAAGCACACAAACUGGGACAUUGUGAACACCCUCAAUGUGUUGCCCAGAACUCAGCAUGACUUCAUCUCCUUCUCAAUGGACAUGUGGUUCCAGAUGGGAACUGCGCUCUGCUUUUCUGUCAACGGGGUGUUCAAGGGAGGAAGUAAUUCUUGGGAUUCUGCAUUUAUCUUCACCCGGAUCUUCAUCACUGCUCCUAGAAGCAGUUCUAGUCUGUGCAUCCUGAAUGACCAGCUGUUUGUGAGAGAUGUCAUGCCUGUUAUCCAUAACAGCUCUGUUCUAGGAGCCAUACCUGGCUCUAACACAAUGGCCGACCUGAACCAGCUGCAACAGAAAAUGGUGCAGGCUUUCUACAUGCAGUCUGGGAUGAAGCUCGAGUGGUCUCAGAAGUGCCUUGAGGACAACGGAUGGAACUACAUCAGAGCCAAGAAUAUCUUCAUUACCCUCCUGACCCAGAGCAAGAUCCCACAGGAGGCUUUCAGGCACAUGCCCUAGAAAGAGCCCUCAGAUGUCGUCAUCAUCUUCAUCCACAUCAUCAUCUCUGACUUUUCUCCAGCCUGAGGACACAACCAUGACUGGGAUUGGAGGCCUGGCUUUCCAAGAUGGCUAAACUUCACUUGUAGGCUGGUAGCAUAACCAUCAAAAAGGCCAAAUGUUUUGUUCAUUUUUCCCACCCAAUGUUGCUGUUUAUGUUCAUAAUAAA
Oryctolagus cuniculus (rabbit) is the source of this 2249-nucleotide messenger RNA. Its product is annotated as nuclear RNA export factor 2. Gene Ontology annotation, cellular component: nucleus; cytoplasm. NCBI's taxonomy places the organism in Eukaryota, Metazoa, Chordata, Mammalia, Lagomorpha, Leporidae. The record is from RefSeq and is a predicted model, not a curated record. Gene Ontology annotation, biological process: poly(A)+ mRNA export from nucleus. Gene Ontology annotation, molecular function: protein binding; RNA binding.